CGCACUCUUUCCCUUUGCAGAGAGGAGCUGUAGGGAAGGAUUUGAAGAGGCGAGAAGGCCAGGUCAACAUCUCAUGGUUGCUGCAGCAGUGAGCUGUAAAUCGAAUCAAGUCAGGUCAACCCCGGCGUGCCAAGCCCGUGUUUAUGGAUUCGCGGGCUGCACGAGUGGGCAGGAGAGUUGUACAGUGCCUGUCCUUGCAUAUGGAUGCCUCCACACACAAGUAAGCUUGAAUACUGGGCACCCAGUGAAGGACGCCGAACAGGGCCACCGCCUUCAGUCAGGCACACAAAUCGUGAGUUUGCGUGAGUGCGUGAGCAAAGUCUCAUUUCCUCCAUACGCGGACGCUGACCGACAACUCCUAGUGGACAAAGUGGCCAUGCACCCAUUGGACGCAGAAGAGCAAAGCAGCCUAAUGUCUGUGGGAUCGAGCCAAUGCUGCGCCUGUGGUUCCCUACGUCUGUCAGGGACUUCGGAUGACUGGAAAGACGGGACGAAUGGCUGGUGUUUGACUCAGCUCGACAACCUUGGCUCAACCUCCAAGCCUGCCUGCCUGCCAUCUGCAAUAUCUGGGUCAUUAACGGUUUGUCUGAGAGUCGCACGGGCACAACCGGCCCAGCCCAGAGGAAAAAACAAAAUCGAGGUUGAAGCAGACGAGGACCAAACACGGCCAAGAGCACCCUUCUUUUCGUUCAUGUCCCUUUCUGUCCAUCAUCGUGUCUGUUUUGGGAAAGACCAGCUGAGAACGCUUGCUUCUUUGCUUUGUUCAAGACCCUGGGUGAUAGAAUCAGGACACUCGCUAUCGAGAACUCUGCUGCCAGCCGUCUGGGCAUAGGUUUGACGGUACCAAGAGGCCCCAAAACCUCAUGGGAUUUGCGUGGUGCGUGCGUACGUGCGUGUGCGUGUAGUGGUGGCCAGGCACUAUGGCAAAUCUGGCGGCGAGCCAGCGGCGCAAGAAGAAAGCGUGGCGUUGAUGCAACAUCACACCAUCGUGUGGAUGCGCCAUGGUCCGUGGUUGAGGUUGCGAAUGGCCGGUACGUGAUUCCCAGCCCCCCCCCCCC
This is a messenger RNA of Colletotrichum phormii, 1058 nucleotides long. RefSeq lists its product as uncharacterized. The coding region runs from base 74 to 832 and encodes 252 amino acids. The transcript has a single exon. NCBI's taxonomy places the organism in Eukaryota, Fungi, Ascomycota, Sordariomycetes, Glomerellales, Glomerellaceae. The record is from RefSeq and is a predicted model, not a curated record.